Messenger RNA from Rodentolepis nana, 441 nucleotides. The record is from the annotation of a GenBank genome assembly. NCBI's taxonomy places the organism in Eukaryota, Metazoa, Platyhelminthes, Cestoda, Cyclophyllidea, Hymenolepididae.
AUGCAAAGAGACCCAGACAAAGAUAAUUGGCAGCAGGUGGAUGAGAAAUCAGGUGGUUCAGAACCCACGUCCUGUCUUCUUGCUUCCCAGUAUCUUUGGCUUUCCGUAAGCUGUCUUCUUGCUUCCCAGUAUCUCUGGCUUUCCGUCGCAUUGUGUCUUCUUGCUUCCCAGUAUCUCUCGCUUUCCGUCGUUGUCUUUAGGACUGGACACCGAAUCAGGGCUGGACACCGAAUCAGGUGGGUCUUCUCCGUCCCUUCUAAACUCAGCAACGGCUUCGAUUCUUGGCCAAAGUUAAACUCAGCAACGGCUUCGAUUCUUGGCCAGUCGGCAACGGCUUCGAUUCCUGGCCAGUCGGUUAUAUCGGAGAGUGCCAACUGUUCGAUUCUUAGCCAGUCGGCUAUUUCGGAGAGUGCCACUGUCCACUAUUUCUCCCUUGUUUGA